Heterobasidion irregulare TC 32-1 is the source of this 1158-nucleotide messenger RNA. RefSeq lists its product as uncharacterized. Lineage: Eukaryota; Fungi; Basidiomycota; Agaricomycetes; Russulales; Bondarzewiaceae. Bases 1 to 1158 code for a protein of 385 amino acids. The record is from RefSeq and is a predicted model, not a curated record. The transcript is spliced from 5 exons.
AUGACUCCUAUACUCAUAGAUAACGUCGGGAUUCUUUCUUGUGGCUCUCCAGGUACGUCCUCAUUCUUCUUAAUCACCAAAUGGCGUGAAGCCCAAGUAAAAAACACCCUUCCACCGGAGGCUCAAGAAGUAGCGAAAUGCCUUUUGACAGGAGAAUCAGCGACUGAGUCUCCGGUCUAUCUCUGCCAUGUCUUCCAUGAAUGUUACUGGAGCAAUCACCCUAUGCUAUCGUGUCUCGAAUGGGCGUGGGGGAUGAAAUAUGAUACCAUUCAAAUGGAUGUAGACACGAACAUGAUAUCGCGUGCGUACUUCCUGUGGGACCGCUGGGAUCGAUUUCCUCUUCAUGAGGGCAAUGUUCCUUCGAUCGAGGGCAUGUACGACGGUGCGGAUAUUUUUGAGUACCGUUUAGUGCCACUACUCUCCGAUCUUCCACCCGUUUCCCGUUGCAACAAAGCUGAACAUGUUUCGGAGGGGAAGAGGGAUGAUACUGCAGGCGCCUCCGUCUUUUCGUAUCCAUUCGACACUCUACCGCCAAUUUUCUCAAGAGCCAAGCCUCACUUUGUGGUAUGCGAUGCUGGCAGAAAGCUCGACGUGGUUUCCUACAAAUGUUGCACCACCACUUCUGCUAUGGCUCGUAUCUAUGGAGUCCCCCAGAAAACGGCCAACCUCGCGAAGUUGGUUGUGCUUCAAACAUUUCGCAUAUGGAAUGACCAUGUUCACCCUGCGACGUUUGUGACUUCACCUCGAACAAAUGAUUCGAGGUCGCGCUCUGGUCUCAUUAGGCCCGGCCAACCGAACCCUGCAUCACAGCGUGUUAGCCGUCCAAAGAAGCGAACCAGGACGACUGGCGAGGUGAUGGACGCGGUGUGCCCGCAGUCGAAUGUUGUUCGAUAUGUGACCUGCCUCUCGCAUGUCUCUCCAUGUGGAUCGGAUGCUUUGAUUGUAGGGGAUUCUGGAUGGGAUACCGAAGAUACUGAGGUGUACGCAGAAUUUGAGAGGAAACAGGUCCGCCGCGCGAUCAAAGCCUCGAAACGGUGGGUCAGGGACUGUGAACGGGAGGCUCAAUCAUCGGGUGGGUGGAUAUCUUGUGUCACCGACGAUGAACAGGUGAAGAGCUAUCGUCAAGAGCCGGCUCGAAGAAUGAUUUCAACGAUGUGA